AGUAUGGCGCUACGCGUUCUACCACUAAUGCCGUCGUACCAUCCCCAAAUAUAAAAUUUUUUUUUUAUUUUUUUUAUUUUUGUAAAUAAUUCUCAUGAGGCUCCACGUGCCAAUUCAACGUCAACCAAAAUAAACGAAAUUUAUAAUCAUUUUUAAAAAGAAAAUAAUUGAAUAAUAAAUUUUUUUUUUUUAAAUUAAAAAAAUUAUAAAAAUUAUAAAAUUUAAGUGAAAAAUAAAAAAUAAAAUAUUGAACAAAAGAAAAUAAAUUUUAAGGGUGAAGUGUUGACAAGUGGUGGUGUUGGUGGGUGGUUUUAACAGUGGUUAUUGUGGCAAAGCUUUUCGAUUGAUGGUGUUGGCCUUGAUCAACAACUUUUAAGUUUAAUAUAUUCAUGAAGAAAAAAUAAACUUUUAAUUAUUAUCAGAAAGUGUUUUAUUAAAUUUACACACACCUUUUUUUCUGUUUUAUUUAUUUUUUUUUUUUAUCUUUUCAUUUGAAUUAAUUUGAUAAUUAAUUAAUAAAGUUUAUUAUAUUUAAAAAUAAAUUUGUUGUAAAUAUUAAAAUUUUAUUUAAGUUAAUUUACAUGGAAUUGAAAAAAAUAUAUAUAUUUUUUAUGAAUAAUUAUUUAAAAAUAUAAAGAAACUUUUAAAUAUAAAAACAAUGAAUAAUUAUUGUAACUUAGGACUUUAAUUAAGGUAAUUUGAAAGUAGUUUUUUUUUUUUUUUAUAAGCAAAUAUGGCAUGUCCAUUUUCACGUGGUUUUGAAAAAAAUAAUAGCAGUGAUGAUACAGCUGAUGGAGGCAGUUGUGAUAGAAAAAAUGAUAGAUUCAAACCAACAAGACAAUCAUCAGUGCUGAUAACAUCAUCACUGCUAGGAGAAGAGAUCGACGAUCAGGAAGACACACAAACUCUCAAUUUGAAACAUUUACGAGCUGCUGUACUUAUACUAACAAAUCCAUCGAAUGAAGUUAUGGCUGUGGCUUUGAGUGGAAUAUUAAAUCAAGAUGAUAUACCAGUAACAACAAUGACAUCACUGGAAAAGUUACUUUACAAUGUCGAUAACGAUGAAAACUACAAUUUACUUGAAGAUAUUUAUGAGACACUCAAUUACGAUUGUGACAUUGAUGUUAAUACAUUCCUGGAUAAUUUGGGACAAGAAUUAAUAUCAACAGCUUGUGUUGGUUUACUCGAACGUGCAUUUAGAUGUCUUGGAAAUAAUUUGACAGCAUUAUUAACAACCCUUGACGGUGUCAAUGAUGUUGUUCAACAUCAAUCAGGUUUUGAUACUGAAGCUGAAUUUGUCUGUAUAGCAACACCAGAAGCACUAGAAUUACAUUUCACAACUGACCAUCCAUCAAUUGCUUAUUUACUUGUUGGUAGUCUCAAAGGUAUUGCAAGACGUUUCUAUCAUGACAAUGCUGAUGUCUAUAUACUACCAGAUCCUUACAAUACUAAAUUUUUCAGAUAUCGAAUAACACCAGAAAGAUAUGAACAACUGCUACCAUGUGAUGAUGAAUUUGAUAUUAUGACAGAAGCAUUUCAUUCAUUGUCAACUGAAGCAGCAGAUUUACGUAUGGGAGUUGCUAGUUUUUGUAAAGCAUUUCCAUGGCAUUUUGUUGUUGAUAGAAAACUUGAAAUAGUACAACUUGGUGUUGCAUUUAUGCGUAUAUUUGGACAACAUUUAAAUAAUCAUGGACGUGACAUAUCAACAUAUUUUAUAUUUACAAGACCACGUGGUGUUACACUGUCAUUUCAUGAAAUAUUAAAACGUGCGAAUACACCAUUUGUACUUGGUCUACAAAAGCCACCAGGUGCUGAUAAAUUUCCAGCUGAGGGUUUGGAAUUGAAAGGACAAAUGGUACACUGUCCAGAAUCUGAUUCAAUACUUUUUGUAAGUUCACCAUUUCUUAAUGGACUUGAGGGUCUUACUGGACGAGGAUUAUUUAUAUCAGAUAUUCCACUUCAUGAUGCAACACGAGAUGUUAUUCUUGUUGGUGAACAAGCACGAGCACAGGAUGGUUUGAGAAGACGUAUGGAUAAAUUGAAAAGUUCUAUUGAAGAAGCAAAUUGUGCUGUUGAUGCAGAAAGAGAAAAAAAUGUCAGUCUGUUACAUUUAAUAUUUCCACCUGAUAUUGCUAAACGACUCUGGCUUGGUGAAACAAUUGAGGCUAAAAAUUAUUCAAAUGUUACAAUGCUGUUUAGUGAUAUUGUUGGGUUUACAGCAAUUUGCUCAACAGCAACACCAAUGAUGGUCAUUAAUAUGCUACAAAAUCUUUACGAACGUUUUGAUCAAUACUGCGGACAAUUGGAUGUUUAUAAGGUGGAAACGAUUGGUGAUGCCUACUGUGUUGCAUGUGGUUUACAUAGAAAUACUAACACUCAUGCACAACAAAUUGCAUGGAUGGGUUUGAAAAUGAUACAAACUUGUUGUCAACAUUUAACGCACGAAGGAAAACCCAUAAAGAUGAGAAUUGGAAUUCACACGGGUAUGGUACUAGCUGGUGUUGUUGGUAAAAAAAUGCCGAGAUACUGUUUGUUCGGCCACAAUGUUACGAUUGCCAAUAAAUUUGAAUCGACAAGUGAACCACUGCGUGUUAACAUCAGUCCAACAACAUACGACCAUUUGAUGCAAACACCCGGAUUUGUAUUGGAAGAACGAACAAAAGAUAAUUUACCAAAAGAAUUACCAGCAAAUACAGAAGGUACCUGUCAUUUUCUAAAUAAUUAUCAUCAUCCAGAUGUCGAUGAAAAUGAACUACUUGAUGUUCAUAUUCAAGCGGCUGUUACGGAAUUUGGAAUAUCCGGCAGUUUGUAGAUAUUAAUAAAUAAAAAUUGAAUGUAUUUAUUAAUAUAAAAAUAAUAUAUUGUCGUACCAACGACACUGUACCAAUACUAAAUUAACCUACUCAAUAAUGUAAUAAUAAUAAUAUAUUUAAGUAUAAACUUAAAUAUAUAAAUUAAAUAAAUAAAACAAAGCAUGGCUAUCUCUCAAUGCUCAGCAAUACGAUGAUUAUUAAUAUUACAUAAUUUAAUAGAAAAAAAAUAAAAAAUGUA
Aphidius gifuensis is the source of this 3051-nucleotide messenger RNA. RefSeq names its product head-specific guanylate cyclase (gene Gycalpha99B). Gene Ontology annotation, biological process: response to oxygen levels; cGMP biosynthetic process. Lineage: Eukaryota; Metazoa; Arthropoda; Insecta; Hymenoptera; Braconidae. Gene Ontology annotation, molecular function: guanylate cyclase activity; heme binding. The coding region runs from base 734 to 2812 and encodes 692 amino acids. The record is from RefSeq and is a predicted model, not a curated record. The transcript has 11 exons. Gene Ontology annotation, cellular component: guanylate cyclase complex, soluble.